Molecule: messenger RNA, 1277 nt
Organism: Rhipicephalus microplus (southern cattle tick)
Lineage: Eukaryota; Metazoa; Arthropoda; Arachnida; Ixodida; Ixodidae
Product: small glutamine-rich tetratricopeptide repeat-containing protein beta
Biological process (GO): post-translational protein targeting to endoplasmic reticulum membrane
Cellular component (GO): membrane; TRC complex
Molecular function (GO): protein binding; molecular adaptor activity
Source: RefSeq, a predicted model, not a curated record
CUAUGACCCGGCUUGACCGAGCAAGAUUGGUGAACGACUGGUGACCGGGACAGAAGCAAUUUUCACAGCUGUCGGGAAUGUCGCACGUCAAGAGGCUCGUGCUUUCCAUAGUCCAGUUCCUGCGUCAGCAACUCCAGACCGCUGACUUGACCAUCGACGCCAAGGAGAGCUUGGAAGUUGCUGUACAGUGUCUGGAGACUGCCUACGGAGUCAGCCCUGAGGACCUUUCAAAUGAGAGCCUGGUAGUGUCGCGGCCGUUGCUAGAAAUCUUCCGGGACGCACUUCCUCGAGAACAUGUACAGACUAGUUAUGAAGAUGUACCUGAGCCAACCGAAGCACAGAAAGCUGAAGCUGAGAAGUACAAGCAGGAAGGCAACCACAUGAUGAAGCUUGAAAUGUACACAGCCGCUCUGGAGUGCUAUACGAAGGCCAUUAGCCUGGAUGGACGCAAUGCUGUUUACUACUGCAACAGAGCCGCAGCCCACAGCAAGCUCGAUAACCACCUGGAUGCCAUUGAGGACUGCCAGAGGGCGUUGGAGAUUGACCCCAAGUACGGCAAGGCAUACGGCCGAAUAGGUUUAGCAUAUGCUAGUCUGAACCAGCACCAAAGGGCAAAGGAAUGCUACCAGAAGGCGGUAGAACUUGACCCUGAAAACCAGAGCUAUAUCAACAACCUUCGAGUCGCCGAGGAAAAACUCCGUGAGCUGUCGAGCCCUGGAAAUGGCGAUACACCCAGGCCCGCAGGUGGUGGUGUGGGCGGUGGCGGCGGUUUAGACUUUGGGACCUUACUGAAUAACCCCACGCUCAUGAACAUGGCUGCCACACUAAUGCAGGACCCCAGCAUGCAAAACAUCAUGAGCGGACUCAUGUCUGGUGGUCUGAGCCAAAACACUGGUGGAGGACUGGAUGCUCUCCUUCAAGCAGGCCAGCAGCUAGCGUCUCAAAUGCAGGCGGCGAAUCCCGAGCUGGUGGAGCAGCUCCGGCGCCAGAUGAACAACAACGCAGGUAACCGCGACCCCUCCGACCCAGACGGCCCCGACAGGAACAUGUGAGAACCUCCGAAGCGUAGCACUUCAGGGAUCACUCGAAAUCUUCUCUCGUUCUAUGUCCUCGUAGCAAAAAUCUACUCAAAUGCAUUAAAAAAAAAAAAGAAAUGCGUAAGAACUUGACAACAAGCAUGUGUAGCAUGGUGUGGUGGAGUGUUGCAGAUGGCUGAAGACCGGCAGGAAAUAAAAUUUCAUCCAGCGUUGCCGCAUCACUCUGGAGAUGGUUUUUCU